Molecule: messenger RNA, 703 nt
Organism: Camelina sativa (false flax)
Lineage: Eukaryota; Viridiplantae; Streptophyta; Magnoliopsida; Brassicales; Brassicaceae
Source: RefSeq, a predicted model, not a curated record
GCCUUCUCCCCUCUUCUCAUAUGAAACCCAUUUUCUCCUAAUUUCCAUUGAGUAAUUACAUUCUCCCUUACAUAAACAAAGGGUAAUCAUCAAAAACCACACAAUAUGCCUCUUAGGAUUAAACCCCUAUCUCUCCUCUUCCUCGUACUCAUUGUUUGCUCUUCAUCACUAGUGGAAGGCUCUAUCCAGAUCGGAGGCUCAAAGAUUCAUGAGAUAAGUUUCAAGCUCUACAAGAGUGAGGAAGUGGGAGCGAAGAAGAUGAGCCAUAGGAAGUUGAUGUUCCACUCCACAGCGGACUACGACGAUGCAGGACCCAACCCUAAACACGACCCAAGAAGAAGGCCCGGAGGCAAAGGUUGAAUCAUCAACAACAAUCGUCUCUCUGUCUCUCUCUCUCUCUCUAUCUAUCUAUAUAUAUAUAAGUUAGCAUAUAAAUAUAUAAGCACAUGCACUACUAAUAUCUAUAAUAUGAAUGUAUGUAUGUUAUGUUUUGUCUCCUCCUUCUCUGACUCUUUUUGUUAGAAGAUGAGAUAUCAGUGUACAAUACCCUUCGGAAACGCGUUCGUCAAAGGAGGAUUAAUGCCAAGACAUACUAAAUCCUAUUUAUUUAACAUAUAUAUAUAUAUAUAUAUAUAUAUAUAUAUAUAGAAUCAUAUUCUGUGUACUUCGUUGUAUCAGAAAAUAAAUAAAGAGUGUUAUGGUU